GGUGACAAAUCUGAGCCGUACGCUCCUCAUCUCGGUUCCGCUUUCCUCAUCCGCUUCCGUUUCGCUCGUUAUUAAUGCGCGGAAACCCCAUUUUUCUCCCUUCCUUUUCUCCUCCUCCCUCUUCGCUUUGGGGUUUAAGCGGCGAAGAGAUCGAGAAAGCGAAGAGAGGGCGAGGAGAGAUCGAAGGCGAGGCGUGGAUUUAUGUCGUCUGGUUCCUUCGAUUUAUUGUUUCUCGCUGCCAAAAGUAUCGAAGCUUUAGAUCGGCAUCUCUCCGUCUGCUGUGUCAUCGGUGGUAUUGUCUUCUCGCUCUUUCUCUCCUCCCGCCCCUUCGGCUCCUCCCCUCUCCGCAUGCGACAGAGGCCCGAGGGAUCGAGGAAGACGGAUUCGAUGCGAUAUACAAGGGUUGGUUUUGGAGUGAAGUACUUCGGAUUUCAGCAUAUAGAUCUGUGUAUUUUCCUCCUCAUCUUCUUGCGAGGAGCCCUCACUUGACAGAGAGAACGAGAACUUCACCUUUUUUUUUUCUUUUCUUUUUUUGGUUUCUUGGAAAGAGAAAUGCCGCCGCUUCAGUGCCUCCUCCUAAGGCAGCAAGAAAAGAUGCAGAAGAGGAGAGGGAGGAAGCAACUUUACCGAUCUGGUUCCACUUCCCAACUCGAAUCUAAGCUCUUCGCCAGAAGACUUCGCGUCAUUUUCGACGAUCCCGACGCAACCGAGUCGAGCGACGACGAGGGCGUGAACCGUUCCUGCCGCAGGAAGAGGGCGACUGUCGAGCUGCGGUUACCUGGUACCUUCCCCUUCCUUCAAUCGGAUGCCUCGUCGCAGGAGAGCAGCAGGAGGAACAACAAAACUCCGAAAUUCCUGCGGAGGCCCAAGGUCAAAACCCUCUGCUCGGUGACUUCGUCUUCCACCACGUCCGCCGUCAGGUUUAAGGGCGUCAGGCAGCGGCCGUGGGGGAAAUGGGCCGCGGAGAUCCGCGACCCCAUCCGCGGCGUCAGGCUUUGGCUCGGUACUUACGACACCGCGGAGGCUGCCGCCGCCGCCUACGCGGCCGCCGCGCUCCGUUUCCAGACCGAGAAGAAGAACCUGUCGGUCGCCUCUGCCAACUCCACCACCACCUCGUCAUCUCCCUCCAUGCGCUCGGACGCCGUCGCUGUGGCGGCUCCUUCCUCUCCAUCCUCCGUGCUCGACGUCUCCGCCUCCGCCUCCGGAGUCGCGGAUGAUGGCCGUGAUUCAUCUUCAAUUGCCCAACACGCUGCGGAGGAGCCAUCCAUCGCGGACCUCUUCGAGGGGCAAGGGCUGCCGCUCCCGACCUGCGACGCAGAGUUCGCUUUCGGGUCGGACUUGUUCAUUCUUGGCGAUAUCGGGUCGGAGCUGCUCCCUAACGAAUUCCUCCGCCUAGAGGACCUUCCCGACAUGGACGACGACAUCGUCGGCGGCGAUUUCCCCUCCCUCGAGGCCCUUAACCAGUGGAUGGACAUCGAUUUCUGAGGGACUAGGGGAUGAUAAUUUUGCAGCUUAGUUUCCAUUCAAGAGUUAUUAUUAUUAUUAUUAUUAUUAUUAUUAUUAUUAUGGUGACUGCUAGUACAAUAGGAUAUGAAAUUGUGAGGUUGCUAUUGUUGGAGAGUUUGGUGAGGGGAAGAGACGAAGAAAGAGUUUGGUGUUGUGAGGGUUUCAGUUUUGGAGCGUGAGCGAACAAUUCUUGGGAUUUUCCGGAGCUGUAAGAGCCGCCCCCAAGAAGACUUGUUGUCACCUAACCAUGCUCUCUCUGUCUCUUCUCCUCAUCUGUCGCUGCUUUGUGUUUGUCAUUCAAACUGUGUGUUGGAAUCUGUCAUCCAUUGUUUGUGAA
Molecule: messenger RNA, 1843 nt
Organism: Musa acuminata subsp. malaccensis (wild Malaysian banana)
Lineage: Eukaryota; Viridiplantae; Streptophyta; Magnoliopsida; Zingiberales; Musaceae
Product: pathogenesis-related genes transcriptional activator PTI6
Biological process (GO): regulation of DNA-templated transcription
Molecular function (GO): DNA-binding transcription factor activity; DNA binding
Source: RefSeq, a predicted model, not a curated record